Messenger RNA from Xenia sp. Carnegie-2017, 1134 nucleotides. RefSeq names its product catenin alpha-2-like. Gene Ontology annotation, biological process: cell-cell adhesion; cell migration. Gene Ontology annotation, molecular function: cadherin binding; beta-catenin binding; actin filament binding. Lineage: Eukaryota; Metazoa; Cnidaria; Anthozoa; Malacalcyonacea; Xeniidae. The record is from RefSeq and is a predicted model, not a curated record. Gene Ontology annotation, cellular component: adherens junction; catenin complex.
UUCACCCAGUAUCAUGACGUUUCAGUUGUCACUUACGUGCAUAACAUUUUAUGUCCAUAGGAGAAAUUAAGUGACGAUGACGAUGACGAUGAGGAUAAAUAUGCUGAUGAUGUCAUUAUACCUGGACAGAAGUUUGACAGUAAGAGGCGAGUCUUGUCAUGGACCCGGCCGCCUUUCUCGAAAGACGAACUCAAUUGAGAAUUGAAGAACAAACUGAAAGGAUUUUAUCCGAGCGCGAAGAUUAUCCGACUUACCAACAACACGUCCAACAACGAAGGAAAGGUUACUCGAAGAAUGCGUCAAAGUUCACACGGCCCUACAAGAACUUGUUUCUAUAUACAUACAUUAUGCCGAGACAAAACAGACACCGACACCGAACGAUGAACUUAAUGAGUCCAUUGAUAGCAUGGCCGACAAAACUCAAGAUCUACGACGUCAAAUGCGUGUUGCCGUGGCUGAUCAUAUCUCGGAUACCUUUCUCGACACUCUUGUACCGCUGAUGUUGCUUGUUGACGCUGCCAAAGAUGGUAAUCAACGUGGGGUCGAGGAAUGCGCCAUUGUGUUCAGCGAAGGAGCUGCGAAGCUGGAAGAGGUCGCCAAUCUUGCUUGCUCUGUGUCUAAUAAUGCUGAGGGAGUUAAACUUGUUCGAGUGAUCACCAAGAAAAUUCACAAUUUAUGUCCACAGGUGAUAAAUGCAGCCCGCACGUUGGCAGCCCGCCCACGUAGUCGUACGGCACGUGCCAAUAUCGACACAUUCAAAGCGACUUGGGAAAGUCAAGUUCAUCUUCUGGUUGAAGCUGUGGAUGAGAUCACGGAGAUUGACGAAUUUCUAACUGUUUCAGAAAAUCAUAGAGAGGACGUUGAAUCCUGUAUCAAGGCGACAAAGGAGAGAGAUGUGGAGACGCUGGAUGGGACUGCUGGUCUCAUUCGUGGAUGCACGGAGCGCGUUGCUGCAGUGGUAUUGGCUGAAAUGGAAAAUUUCGAGCAAUGACCUUAUACUGAAAAUGUACAGAAGACUGUGAAAUCACUCGAGGAAGACAGUAAGUGUUUUCCAACUUUCACAUAUGUUCGAUUAACGCUGGGUAAAAUCUGUCACUGGCAUGUAGCUCUGGUUGGAUAUGUGUAGCUCUGCUG